Messenger RNA from Xyrauchen texanus (razorback sucker), 484 nucleotides. RefSeq names its product meiosis/spermiogenesis associated 1 (gene meig1). The record is from RefSeq and is a predicted model, not a curated record. NCBI's taxonomy places the organism in Eukaryota, Metazoa, Chordata, Actinopteri, Cypriniformes, Catostomidae. Bases 69 to 347 code for a protein of 92 amino acids. Gene Ontology annotation, cellular component: nucleus. The transcript has 3 exons.
ACGGUUUCUAGGUAACGAUAAAGCGCAAACUCGCUGAACGAUCUUUUGAUCAUACUGGAUAAUAAAACAUGUCCUGCUCAGUUUUAUUGGACAACAAUGCCAAACCAAAGUCCAUGAGCCGAGCGAAGCAGUGGACGGGUGAGGUAGAGAACCUGUACAGAUUCCAGCAAGCUGGAUACAGAGAUGAGCUGGAGUACAGACAAAUCAAGCAAGCAGAGAUUGACCGUUGGCCAGAGACCGGGUUUGUGAAGAAGCUUCAGCGUCGAGAUAACACAUUCUACUACUACAACAGAAAACGAGAAUGUGAGGACAGAGAGGUCCAUAAAGUGAAAGUAUAUGCAUACUGACAUCUCGACCCACCCAGCACUUAUGCUUUUUUUCUUUUCUUUUUUAUUAAACCAAUUUCUUUGUCUUAAAAACCGUGAGCAGAGAUGUCAAAGUGUCUCAGCGGUCAAUGUAGAAUUUGAUCUGAAUAAAAAAAUGU